Sodiomyces alkalinus F11 is the source of this 2022-nucleotide messenger RNA. RefSeq lists its product as hypothetical. The coding region runs from base 1 to 2022 and encodes 673 amino acids. Gene Ontology annotation, biological process: regulation of DNA-templated transcription; DNA-templated transcription. NCBI's taxonomy places the organism in Eukaryota, Fungi, Ascomycota, Sordariomycetes, Glomerellales, Plectosphaerellaceae. The record is from RefSeq and is a predicted model, not a curated record. The transcript has 3 exons. Gene Ontology annotation, molecular function: DNA binding; DNA-binding transcription factor activity, RNA polymerase II-specific; zinc ion binding.
AUGACCACCCCCACGACACGAGACUCGAGCCUCAACCCGAAACUGACCCGCCUCCGACGCGCCUGCGACAUGUGCUCGCAACGCAAGGUCAAGUGCGACGAAUCCGGACCCCCAUGCAAACCCUGCCUGGAUCUACAAGUGGAAUGCACCUUCAACCGCGAACUGAAACGCCGUGGACCGCCUAACAAGCACGCCCAGGCUGCCCGCGCCGCCCAGCGCCCUCGCCUGGCUGCUCCUGGCCCUGGCCCUGGCCCUGGCGUGGUGACGGGCGUGGUGACGGGGGCGGUAACGGGGGCAUCCCCCCACAACGCGGCGCAAACCCUCGUCGCCAUCGCCGAGGGCCCCGCCGCCGCGCGUCUCGACGCCGAAGCCAUCGCGCCCAUGCCGGUGCUCGAGCUCCUCGUCGACGACUUUUUCACCUACAUCCACCCGCUCUGCCCCUUCCCCCACGAGCCCACCUUCCGCGACGCCUUUGCCAACCGCCAGGACCGCACCCACCCGGAGUUCCUGAGCCUCCUGGCCUCCAUGAUCGGCGCCCUGGUCGCCUCCUUCCCCCGCAGCGCGCGCCAGCACCUCAAGUCCCAGCACAGCACCCACCUGUUCCCGCGCGCCAUCGUCAUGAUCGAGAAGUGCCGCGAGAUCGCCCUGGACACGCGCGGCCCCAGGUGGGCGGCCAAGCAACCCAAGACGCUGGACGAUGCCGCCACCAGCUACUUUCUGGGACUGGCGGCCGGCUACACCCUCAACGUUAAUUUGUACCGCUACUUUACCGCCGAGUGCUUGACGCUGAUUCGGGAGUUGGGGUUCCAUCGGCCCAGGAAUCCGGGUGAAUUACCCACGUUUGGGGGGCACGACACCAACCCGACCGACCCCCUGCCUUUCCACCACAUCAAGGACCAGAUUGGCAAGCGGAUUUUUUGGUGUCUUCUUCUCGGUGUUCGUUCCUUCUCCCAACUAGGCGUCUCCCACGCCGAGCUCGUCAUCCCCCCCUCGACGCCCAGCUUACCGUAUCCCGCCCUGCCCGAAAACGUCGACGACCGGUGGAUCAUGGCCAACGAGAUCCAGUUCUCCGAAAACAACAGCGUCACCCUCCUCACCGGCUUCCGCUUCGCCGUCGAGAUCUACACCACCAUGAACGCCAUCGUCAGCGUCGAGCUCGUGUACGGCAUGAGCACCCUUCCCUGGCCCGACCAGCGCGCCAUGCUGCGCGACGCCCUGAUCGCCGCCAAGGACAUCAUCGACCGGCUGCCGCCCGAGCUGCAGCUCAACGCGAACCACGACCCGUCCAACAACAACAACAACAGCAGCAACAACAACGCCUUCGCGGGCGGGCUCGACACCACGUUCGACGCCGUCGUCGGCGACUUGCAGUACGUGCCGCCCGCGUACCCGGGCCACCACCAGCCGCCGCCGGCCAACGACGUGCGCAACGUGAUCAAAGGGAACGCGCAGCGCCGGCGCCAGCUGCAGUACGAGAUACAGAAAGCCAACAUUUUCGUUUCGCAGCUCGCCACGCGGUCGUAUUUCGUCGAGCUGUACUUUAACCUCCGCGACAUCCACCUCGCCGACGCGAACGCCAAGCCGGCGGCUCCCGGUGAUGAUGCUGCGGACGAAGCGAGCACGACGGCCAAGGAGGCCGAGGAGGCCGAGGCGGAGCGCGUGUUCGAGCUCAUGACGGCCGAGCGGGAACUCAUCGUCCAGAACCUCCUGCACGUGCUGGGGGCCAUUUCGCAGCGCAACUUGGAGCCGAAUGGCGGGUCGCUCAUCAACAAGAUCCGCCAGGUGGCGUCCACGCUGCUCAACGACGCGCCGGAGAGGAAGGGCCCGCUGGCGAUCAAGUCGGAGGGGGCGCUGGGGCGGUUGAUUGAUUUCCUGGUCAAGCUGGAGGGGACGGGGCAUGGGAAUGUCGGGGACCAGAGCAUGACGCAGCAGGAUGAGGAGGAGGAGUUGAGGCUUUGGGCAAGUCUGAGGGAUUAUCAGCAGCAGUUUGCCACUAUUGGGGGGUAUGCCGGGAAUCUCUAG